GUAAGUAUGAUGAUGAAAGUCAAUUUGAUGAAAGUGAUUUAAAUAAGGUUAUUGGAAAACAUAUGCGUGAAUCUUCUGAAGUUGAUGAAUCUCUUCAUCCAAGAAAGAGGCUUGAAUAUUAUUUUACUAAU
This is a messenger RNA of Ambispora leptoticha, 131 nucleotides long. NCBI's taxonomy places the organism in Eukaryota, Fungi, Glomeromycota, Glomeromycetes, Archaeosporales, Ambisporaceae. The record is from the annotation of a GenBank genome assembly.